UAUCAAUCUCGAUUACCGUACCUCACUACCCAAGGCUAUUUCUCACAAUUCAUCUCUUGUCAGUCAUGCGCCCAUCUCACUAAUCUCACUGUAGCCCUGUUAAACAAAAAUUAACAAGGAAAAGUAGAAGCAUUUGAUUCCUCUCUUACUUUUAACCAAUUUUAGCGUAGAGUUAACUUCAAGUUUUUUGCAUCCAUAAUAUAAUAGGACUACUUACUAACUUUUCUCUCUAUCCCUCUGUAUAUUUGUCUGCCCUGUUGUUUCACUAAAGGAAAAUGUGAGCUUUUUGUCUCCCUUGUGUUUGGCCUGUAUUAAAAUGUUCAAAUUGUAAACUUGGAAAAUAAUUUGGAAGAACCAUGAGAAGGAAUUUGGUCAUAUUUUUCCUCAUUGUCUGUCUUCUACUUCUUGAAUUUUCUUCAGCCUCAGCAAACCCUGCAGCAAAGAUCGUUGGUGGGAUUGUUGCUAAUGUUGCUUCUGCGCUAUUUAAGUGGGCAUGGUCACUAAAAUCGACGACAAAAACAGCUGUUUCGAGCCGUUCAAUGAUUAAGUUUGAGAGUGGAUACAUUGUUGAAACUGUGUUUGAUGGAAGCAAGUUGGGAAUUGAACCUUAUUCAGCGGAAGUUUCUUCAACUGGAGAGGUUCUCAUUUUGGACUCUGAGAAUAGUAAUAUUUACAGGGUUUCAACACCAUUGUCUCGAUAUAGCCAUCCAAAAUUGGUUGCUGGAUCUCCUGAAGGGUACUCUGGGCAUGUGGAUGGAAGGCUACGAGAAGCAAGGAUGGAUCAUCCUAAAGGACUUGCCAUGGAUGAUCAAGGAAAUAUAUAUGUUGCAGAUACCAUGAAUAUGGCAAUCAGAAAAAUCAGUGACGCUGGAGUUGUGACUAUUGCUGGAGGGAAGUCGGCCCGGGGUGGAGGUCAUCUUGAUGGGCCAAGUGAAGAUGCAAAAUUUUCCGACGACUUUGAUGUGGUUUUCGUAGGAAGCAGCUGCUCACUAUUAGUUGUAGACAGAGGAAACCAGGCAAUUAGAGAGAUUCAGCUCAAUGAUGAUGACUGUUCUUCACACCAGUAUGACGACAACAAUCUCCAACUUGGUGUCGCACUGCUUUGUGCUGCUGCAUUUUUCGGUUACAUGCUGGCCUUGUUACAACGUAGAAUUGGAGCCCUUUUUUCAUCAAACAGUAACGAUCAGCGGGCUCCUGUCAGGGGCAUGCAACAUGCACCAUAUCAGAGAAAUAUGAAGUCGGUGAGGCAACCCUUAAUUCCGACAGAAGAUGAAUAUGAGAAACAGGACGAAAACCUGUUUCUAUCGCUGGGAAGGCUUGUUAUGAACACAGGUUCAACUGUGGUUGAAAUAUUUGGAGGAAUGUUCUCGGGUUUUAGAAAGAACCCUAAUUACCCCCAUCAUGUCCAGCAGCAUUACCAUAAUUACCCUCACAAACAAUCAAGUGCAUGGCCAAUGCAAGAAAGCUAUGUGAUUCGAGAUGAAGAUGAGGCCCCACCCCUAGAUACCAGAGACCCUACACCCCGAAAAAACUAUCCAGUCAUGAACAAAGACCCGGAGAAAGCACGACAUAUGAGACAAAGUCAAUCGCAUUAUGGGCAUAGCAAUUUUCAGCAACAUCAACAACAGUAUCUGCCACAAGUAUAUCAGCAUCACGACAAGCACCAGUCAACAAGUCCUCAGACAUACUACGAGCAAAGCUGCGAAACAAACGAGAUUGUGUUUGGAGCAGUUCAAGAACAGGAUGGGCGACGUGAAACAAUGGUGAUAAAGGCCGUUGAUUAUGGGGAUCCUGCUUAUAAUAAUCACAACGUUCGAUCCAGGUACAACUACAGCAUGGGUUACUCGUAUGGAUAUUGAAUAAAAUUACAUAAUGCUAAUGGAAAUAGCUAUACCACUAAGGAAAGCAUCAACUUGGACUCUGUCUGGAUUUCUCUUGUUGUAUCUUUCACAGCGAAAUGGAUAUGAUAAUAGGAAGUAGCUCAAAGAAAGUGAUAAAAAUUGUCUGUUUCAUUUGUCAAGCUCUUAUAGUGAAUGUUUUUGUCA
Lycium ferocissimum is the source of this 2045-nucleotide messenger RNA. RefSeq lists its product as uncharacterized. Gene Ontology annotation, molecular function: protein binding. NCBI's taxonomy places the organism in Eukaryota, Viridiplantae, Streptophyta, Magnoliopsida, Solanales, Solanaceae. The transcript has 7 exons. Bases 357 to 1859 code for a protein of 500 amino acids. The record is from RefSeq and is a predicted model, not a curated record.